AUGUUGCUCGUUGUUGUACUUCUGUUUGGAGUGAGCCUGGCUCAGCGCCCGAGCAAUGCUUCAACAUGUGACUACUAUGCUCAGAACCUUUACGGUGCGAACAACAGCCAAACCCAAAACCAGCUCGUGCAACACAUCGUUGCGCUCGCUUUUGGUGGAGCGCCGUUGAGUAACACCAAUAUCUCAUCCGAUAUAACAGGGAUCCUCAAUCCUGGCACCUUCCAAGAUCUAAGCGUAGAUCUUGCUCCUUGGUUCAAUGGUGUAAUUGACUCUACCAAUCUCAACGAUCAGGCAGUGGGCAUCAAUUGGCUAGAUGAUGGGGGACUUGACCCAUUACAUAGCUACCUCAACGGCUCAACAUCCAAUGUCAUGUUGACAAAUACGACCAACCAGUAUCGCCUUUUUGCACAUUUCUUCCAGGCCUUCAGUCACAUUUUCGGCUGCUCAGAUCCGCCAGCCCCACCUCCCUCCAGCAGUGGCAGCAGUGGUCCCCUCAGUCUUGCGUACGUCCAUAAAUACAUGAACCUCAAUUACACCGACCUCGGCCACUUCAUCAAUCAGCUUAGCAUGGCUACUACAAACUACGGCUUCUCAGACCAAGACAGCCAGACUUUAAAUACAGACCUGAACGGCAUGUACAAUGUCCGCUGUGCACCGCCUGUCACAGAGAAUCCAGCUCAAGGACCUCAAUUACUCUCAUUGUGUCAAGCUGAUACCUGCCCAUUAGCUGUACCUAAUGCGGAUUGUGCUGCUUAUGUCAACCUUACAGCCAACGGCAUUGCAGCCGGUGUCUCAUCUUCGCAGGAUUCUUCUGCGGCCACACCCACGCCCUUUAUCCCUACCACAAUAUCAUCCACAUCCUCUCCAACAUCCUCAGCGAGCAAAGAGCCAACAUCAACGGCUAGCAAUCCAUCCACGACCGCAUCUAAGGCGACACUAAGUCCGGGCGCCAUUGCGGGUAUCGCUAUUGGCGGAGCUGCGGUGCUUCUCGCUGCAGUCGUAGCAGUUGUCCUCUUGCUCAGAAGGCGCAGACCGGUGCAACAGACGCCGUAUCCUACCACGCCCAUGUCCCUUGCGUCUCCGCCCGGGGAGCAGAAGUUUCCUUCAUUCACGUCUCAGAUGCACAGUCCGCCGCUGGACCAACGUUUUGCUUCGUUCACUUCACCAACGCUGAGUCCGACUAUAGCUGAGAUGGAUAGCACACACGGGGGACUUGGCGAAGGCUGGCAUUGA
This is a messenger RNA of Letharia columbiana, 1233 nucleotides long. RefSeq lists its product as uncharacterized. The record is from RefSeq and is a predicted model, not a curated record. The transcript has 2 exons. NCBI's taxonomy places the organism in Eukaryota, Fungi, Ascomycota, Lecanoromycetes, Lecanorales, Parmeliaceae. Bases 1 to 1233 code for a protein of 410 amino acids.